Adineta ricciae is the source of this 1467-nucleotide messenger RNA. The record is from the annotation of a GenBank genome assembly. Lineage: Eukaryota; Metazoa; Rotifera; Eurotatoria; Adinetida; Adinetidae.
AUGAUGUAUAGACCGUCUUUCAAUAUUUUAGUUCCGAUCAUUCCCGAUUAUCUUUAUCGAAUUGAACAUCCUGCUCAUAAUUGUUCAUUAAAAUUCAAUAAAAUGACAUCAAGCGAUCGAGAAUGCCACCUCAUCUUUCGGGAAAAUGCUACAAUUCCAUUUUUUCAUCGACACCAAACGGUUAAAGAAGCAGCGUCGGUAGAACACGAUCUUGUACAGGAAAAUGGCCGAAUCGGUUUACUGUUUGCUUCUAAAUCUUUCGUUCAACUAUUUACAAACCCUUUGGUAGGCCUUUUAACUGCUCGUUUUGGAUACACUCCACCAUUACUUUUUGGCUUUGUUGUAAUGUUCGGUUCUACUUGUGGUUUUGCCUUCGCUCACACGUAUACCACGUUAUUUUUAUGUCGAGCACUACAAGGACUCGGUUCCGCCUUCACUGCAGUGGCAGGUUUCGGUUUUUUGGCGAGCCAGUAUCAUAACGAUGAAGAACGAGGUAUUGUAAUCAGUCAUGUAACGAGCGGUGUUGCGAUUGGAGCUGCAUUGGGUCCAUUUUUGGGUGGUGUACUAUACUAUAAUUAUGGAAAGACUACCAUGUUUCUUCUUUUGGCCUUUAUAGCUUUGAUUGACGGAUUACUUCGUCUAAGCAUGAUGUGCGGCUCUAAUUCAAUGUCAGAAGGCAAGAGCGUUGAAUAUGGAGGCGGUAAAACAAACGUGUCUAUUCCUACAUUGCUUUGUGAUCCAUAUAUCUGGUUAAUGAUGGGAUGUAUUCUGUUAAGCUUGAGUAGUGGAGCAAUUCUUGAAACAAUUCUUCCUAUUCAUAUGAUGAUUGAAUGGAUGUCACCAUCUUGGUUGCAAGGUGCGGUUUUCCUUCCCUUUGCUAUCGCUAUGUUUCUCAGUCAAAACAUUUUUGGACGGUUAAGCUUUCGGAUGGGUCGAUGGCUUUGUAGUUUAUUAGGUAUGCAGGUUAUAGCAGUUGGCUUCAUUAGUAUUACGCAAGCACAAGUAGUCAGUAUUCUGAUCAUAUCAGUAUCUCUAGUUGGAAUAGGUAUUGGUAUGAUCAGUUCAUCAAUGGUGGCAGGACUCAUUCAAAUAGUUGACGUUCGAUAUGCAUCCGGGUUUGGGAAUAUUUUCUCUCUGUUCGAUAUGGCACUCUGUCUUUGCUUCAUUCUCGGUCCGAUUAUCUCAGGAUAUGCGCAUCGCCUAAUUGGUUUUGACUGGUUACUCUACCUUGUGGCUGCUCUAAAUAUCAUGUAUGCACCUUUACUUUUACUCAUACGAAAAGUUCCAACUAAAAUCGAACAAACGUCAAAUGAACAGCAAAAGUGGUCAGAAUCAGCAUUUUCACCAUGUUCCUUCAUUAAAAAAAAUCAGCGUUUCAAAAAGCUUACUUACAGAGAUGGAUAUUUCGUAGAAAGCGCUACAAAUUCUUAUAUGCAUCUUUCUUCUAUAUUGGUUACUUUUGAAUAG